AUGCCCCCUAAUACAACAAAUUCAAAGUCUACAGCAACGACAGCCAAUAGCGGCACAACUCAGAUGAAUUCCAAUAAUAAGUCUACUUCCACGCCUAAAACAUCAUCUCGACAAAGGAGAGCAACCUCUGCGUCAUCUUAUGUUUUUGCUCCUAGCUGGUUAACAAAUUUAACUAAUAAAUCUGGAUCCUCCACAACGGUGUUAAGUCCAGCUUAUUCACCGACAACUGAGGGAAAAUCCGUAAAGGAGGAGGUGAAGGGGUGGGGUACGUCAAAGAAGGAUGGACUUGGUAGUGUUCGGCAGGCUAAGGAAGGUUUAGGGAAAGAUGGUAGCACUUCUCUUAAUCGUUUAUCAGCUAAUGGGAUAUCUCCACUUUCAUCAACUCGAUCAAAGUCGCGAGAUUUUUCAAAUUCUCGCUCAUCUGUUUUAAAUGAAGCAGAAAAACGUGAGUUACCGAUUAAAGUACAUGGUCGAUCCCGUUCUGUCUCUCAAACUAGUCAACCUAUUUCAUCGUCGAGUUUUGAUAAGAAUUUUCCAACUUUAGCGAAGAAAAAGGAAUUUAAUUUGUCUGUAGACCUUCCAGCGAAGAAUGUUGAAAACAUUUGGGCAAAGUCGGACACAAAGUCAAAAUUACUUUCGCCCACUUCUACCACGCCUGGUACUGAGGAACCUACGAAAUUCUUUAUUCCUAAUAUGGAUAAUGAACCGGAAUUAGAGCGACGUAUGUCCUUGGUACCAAAGGUAGAAAGUGGUAAAUUAGAUGGGAAGAGAACCAAACACAUUAUGAAACGCAAAACUAGUCGGUCAUUGUCAGUAGAUAGCGUUGCUCGAGGUCUCAACGGAAGCUCGGUUUUUGGAUUUGGUAUUGGGAUUGGUAUAUCAAAUGGUCGUUCUCUUGGACAAACACAGUAUGCCAGACCUUACCUUAGAGAGACCGUGGCGACCAAACCCACAAACAAUCAGCCUCAAAGGCAAAGAUCGGCAUCCAUCUCAACAUCGAAGACAUCAACCGCGACAUCUCGUAUCAGUAAUUUUGGACAGUCAUCGAUAACGGGGAGGAGAUUAAGUGCGAGUGGUAAUUCAAAGUAUUUAUGGAGUAACACUACCAUGGGAAAAAUGGGAUAUUUUAAAAUUUUUCCUGAGGAGGAAGAAGAUGAAGAAGUACUCUUGAAUGAUCGAAAGGAAAAUGUUAAUCCAAUGAAUGAUUGUGAUCAUAUCGAAGAGGAGGAUGAGGAAGAAGUUGACAAUAUUAGUAGUGAAUUAUUAAUCAAAGAUAUAAGUGAUGAGAAAACGCCAGUUAUAGAUGUACAAAAUAAUCAUUACUCUGAUAUCUCAACAUCAUCAUCCAUUGAACGUGAGGAAAGAUUUCUUCUUCAAUUGGGAUGGAAAAAACCAUAUAAUGUAGGUGACGCCGAUACCGAUGAAUGGGCCAUUACAGAAGAAGAAAAACGAUGGUUUGUGAAUUUUGUCCGAACCUUGAACGGGUUUUCUGUUUUGGAAAAAAAUGAUGCCAGUAUCAGUGACGAAUUAUCUUAUAGUGAGAUUAAUCGAGCCAAGAAAAAAUGGGUUGCGAUAUUAAAAUAUAUGGAUACGAAUGGAGUUGUUAAAAAUUGA
Molecule: messenger RNA, 1614 nt
Organism: Funneliformis geosporum
Lineage: Eukaryota; Fungi; Glomeromycota; Glomeromycetes; Glomerales; Glomeraceae
Source: the annotation of a GenBank genome assembly